Haemorhous mexicanus (house finch) is the source of this 2979-nucleotide messenger RNA. It is a transcript of the gene CMKLR2, whose product is annotated as chemerin chemokine-like receptor 2. The transcript has 2 exons. Gene Ontology annotation, biological process: complement receptor mediated signaling pathway; phospholipase C-activating G protein-coupled receptor signaling pathway; positive regulation of cytosolic calcium ion concentration. The record is from RefSeq and is a predicted model, not a curated record. Gene Ontology annotation, molecular function: complement receptor activity; G protein-coupled receptor activity. The coding region runs from base 233 to 1279 and encodes 348 amino acids. Gene Ontology annotation, cellular component: plasma membrane. Lineage: Eukaryota; Metazoa; Chordata; Aves; Passeriformes; Fringillidae.
AAACGCUAUCACAGCCUCUUGACAGAACAGGCUGUGCUGACUCUUACUACAUAUUUUUUUAAUCAAGAGAUAUAAAAUUACACAACCUUUUUUUUCCUUUCCCUGUCUAUCCAUCUACAAAUGAGAAGUCUAAUCCUGCUAAGGCAUGUGCACAUGCGUAGCUUCGCCGGUGUGAGUAAUCCUUUCAAACUGGCUGAGCUACUUUUUGGAGGAAAGAAAGCCACUCUGCAACAUGACAUUUGAAGAUUUUGAGAACUACUCUUAUUUCUAUGAUCUGUCUGAGGAAGAUGAGUCACCCCAGUCCUCCCUCAGCAUUGCCCAUAUUAUUUCCCUUUUCUUCUACAGUGUGGCAUUUCUGCUGGGAGUGCCAGGUAAUGCCAUUGUCAUCUGGUUUAUGGGCUUUAAGUGGGAUAAAUCUGUUUCCACGCUCUGGUUCCUGAAUCUGGCCAUUGCAGAUUUCAUUUUUGUUCUCUUCCUGCCCCUCUAUAUUACAUACGUGGCAAUGGGCUUCCACUGGCCUUUUGGGAAGUGGCUCUGCAAAAUGAACUCAUUCAUUGCACUACUUAAUAUGUUUGCCAGUGUUUUCUUCCUGACAUUCAUCAGCCUUGACCGCUACAUCCGCCUCGUCCACCCUGUCUUUUCCUACAAAUACAGGACUGUAAAGAACACCCUCCUUCUCAGUGGGGUCAUUUGGAUGUCAGCUGCAAUUAUUGGUGGCCCUGCCUUGUACUUUAGAGACACAGCUACAGUUCUCAACAAUGUCACCAUUUGCUACAACAACUUCCACGUGCAUGACAGAGAACUUGUUUUGCUGACGCAUCACAUCCUCAUUUGGGUGAGGCUUGCAUUUGGUUACCUCUUUCCUUUAGUGACCAUGGUUAUUUGCUACUCGCUGCUGAUUGUCAAAGUGAAGAGGAGAACUGUAUUGACUUCUAGCAGGCUUUUCUGGACCAUCACUGCUGUGGUUGUAGCUUUUUUUGUCUGCUGGACACCUUAUCACAUAUUCAGCAUUGUGGAGCUGUCUGCUCACCACGAUGAAAACCUGCAUGACUUACUGCAGGAUGGCAUUCCCCUCUCCACCGGCCUUGGUUUCAUCAACAGUUGCCUCAACCCAAUCCUCUACGUUCUGAUUAGCAAGAAGUUCCAAGCCCAGGUGAAGAGCACGGUGUCUGAGGUGCUGAAGCUGGCCCUGUGGGAGGUGAGCCGCUCGGGCACGGUCAGCGAGCAGCUCUGGAGCUCGGACAACGCGCCCGCGCACUCCUGCGAAACUGCCCAGUGACUGCUCGUGCCAGCAGCUCUCCCCAGAGGAGCUGACAGGAGAUUUGGAGGUGUUCUUGACUUCACAUCUGCCAGUCCGAUGUGCACCUUUGCAUAGACAGUUUUCUGUAAACAGCUGGCUUCAUUGCACUUGCUGCUUUAAUGGAAAGGUUUUUGAGGGACACGGGAUUUGGAUGUGUGCCCUUGCAAUGCACCUACAGCCUGGACUGAAAGUUACCAGCACAUGUGGAAUUACUCUAACUGGGCUUUUGCUGAGGAAUGUUGUUGUGGUCCUGUUGGUUUGCUGUGGUUCCAUACCUCAUUGAUAUCAAAAGAACACAUAAUAAAAAUAUUCCUCCUUGCCAUUGCUGAUACAACUCUUAAUUGAGGCAUUCUCAUCCAAGAGGCUCUGGCCGUACAUCACUGGGUCAUGAGUCUCCUGAUUGCCUGCUACUGCCCCAAGGUGGCUACAUCCCACCUAAAUGAAGCUGUCAGUGGCUCCACUCUGCAGCUGGAGAAGACUCCCAAGAUGGAGAACACUGAUUUGCUGCCUUCUAUUGUCGAAAAAGAAAAAUAUGGAAAUAAAACCUCUUCUCCCACUACUCUUUAUCUUAUACUCAAAACUAAGACAGGAGACCCUGUGUUUUGGGGUCACUUACUGUAUUUUUAGCACUAGCUGGGUACAAAAUACUGAACAGAUGUUUCAUAUAGGUAUUAGGCUCAUUCAAAUUGUGCAAAGAAUUAGUGAAAAUAUUUUUUACAGCUUCUGUGCCACACUUCUUUUUCUAUGUUUAAAAUUUUAGUCCUACAGAGGUUUACAACUAUUGAUUGCUCUUUAUUCCUCUUUCAAGCAAAGGUAAAGAAGUAAUAUAACAUUUUGUUUGCCUUAAUGUCAAGCUUAAGAAAUGGGUGGAAUGAAUUCAUCAGUAUUCUGUUACAAGUCUGUAGCCAAAUUCGGGCUUCUUUUCCAAAUAAGAGGCAAAACAGUUCAUCCAGGAAAUGGAGUCCACUCCCAUAAGAAAGAUGAAGUAGUCCCAGUUGUGCUGUAUUCUCUUCCAAUUUGUUGCUUGCUGCAGAAUCACACAUGCACCAAUGCAAAUAUAUAUGCUAUGUGGAGUGAACCAAUUUCUGAUGCAAUGCCACUUAAUUAAAAAGUUUAAUGUGGGACAAAACUCUGCUGAAAGUAAAAGCAUAGAGCUUUGGGUAAAUUUGAACUGGUUUUGCCUAGUUAUUGGCCUAGGCACAUAGAAUAAAACUGCCUUUCAGAUAAUUUGCCUAGUUUAUAUGGCCUGCCAACACAGUAGCAUUUAUGCUAUAAUUGAGGCCUUACAUGUAAAUAGAUUUGCUUUUGUAUAAAAUAUAUAUAUAUAUAUAUGCAUGAGCACAUCCAAUAUUGGUAGCUGCACGAAUAGAAACAGCCUGACUGUGGUCUGUAACUAUUUCUUUGGGCUCUGGUUUCAGAGUCUGAGAGUCAGGCAGGAUCAGUGGAAUUUCAGUGUAUUUCCCUUGGGGCUGAAAAGCUGGUAAGCAGCAUUCUUCCUUUGAGUCAUUUGCUGCCUGGUACAUAGUUGCUCAUCAUAAUAUUUUGGCAUUGUGCUGGUGUAUGUGCCUAAAUCAAACAUUUUGCAGUUUUUCUUCACAUGUUCCCUGACAUCUUUCUAAGAAUGAUGUACUCUCCUGGCUGUAGUCCAAGUGAAGCAAUAAAAUUUUCUUGUUUCCAAA